UGCACCCUCAUCAUUAUGGGUUGCUCCACCACCCUCCUCCCUACCACCCCACCCCCCCUUAAACCCCCCUCCCCCAACCUCAAUCUCACCCGCCGCAACCUCCUCUUCCUGUCCACCACCACCCUAUCCCUCCCCACCACCCCCACUCUCUCCACCACCCUACCCCCACCACCAGACACCACCAUCACUUCACGUGUCUUCUUAGACUUCUCCAUUUGUCCUAAUUACUUCACUAACCGAAACCUCGGCGAUGAUCUCUCAAACUGCCAAGAUUCGGAAAAGAUUGGUCAAUUAAUCCUCGGACUAUACGGGAACUUAGUUCCCACAACUGUCUCAAAUUUUAAAGCAAUGUGUACUGGUUCAUCAGGCUCAAGUUAUAAAGGCACUUUAGUCCAUAAAAUAUUUCCAGGCCAGUUUGUUUUGGCGGGAAAACAAGGGAGGAAAGAUAAAGGAGAAGUAAAGGCACCAAUGGAAUUAAUCAAGAACAAUGAGUCAAUUGAAAGUAAAGCUUUUGUUUUGGAACAUUCAAGAAGUGGGGUUGUUUCAUUAGCUUUAUCUGAGAAUGAUGAUGAUGAUGAUGUGAAGUUUAAUACGAAUUAUCAUAAUGUGGAGUUCUUGAUUACUACUGGACCUGGACCUUGUCCAAUGCUUGAUGGAAAGAAUAUUGUUUUUGGAACUGUUCUUGAAGGGUUGGAUGUUGUGACAACUAUAGCUGCCAUUCCCACUUAUAAACCAUCCGAAAAUAUUCGACAGUAUAAUGAUUUUGCUGAACGUAUUGGAGAUGGAAGAGCAAAAACUGCUCGCGCAAUCUGGAAUAAGCCACUCAAGACUGUUUAUAUCAGUGACUGUGGAGAACUCAAAGUAGCAAAGCCUACACUUUCUCCUAGCCUACCUUGAUAUGCUGACAUUUGUUCAGGUUAUUUCGAUAUACACAUUGUUGUUACCAUGACUUGUAAAGGUUCUCUUUUCUGUAUGUUACAUUGAGAGAAGAGGAUUUACAUAAUGCAAAGCUUUUAACUUGAGAAAUCCA
Molecule: messenger RNA, 1030 nt
Organism: Lycium barbarum (goji berry)
Lineage: Eukaryota; Viridiplantae; Streptophyta; Magnoliopsida; Solanales; Solanaceae
Product: peptidyl-prolyl cis-trans isomerase CYP28, chloroplastic
Exons: 2
Coding region: 16-897 (293 amino acids)
Biological process (GO): protein peptidyl-prolyl isomerization
Cellular component (GO): chloroplast
Molecular function (GO): peptidyl-prolyl cis-trans isomerase activity
Source: RefSeq, a predicted model, not a curated record